Molecule: messenger RNA, 1485 nt
Organism: Hemisphaericaspora subhashii
Lineage: Eukaryota; Fungi; Ascomycota; Pichiomycetes; Serinales; Debaryomycetaceae
Gene: ZPR1
Product: zinc finger-containing protein
Exons: 1
Coding region: 1-1485 (494 amino acids)
Cellular component (GO): cytoplasm; nucleus
Molecular function (GO): zinc ion binding
Source: RefSeq, a predicted model, not a curated record
AUGGAAGAAGAUUCCCAUAUUGACAAAAAACCAAAAUUAGAUAUGUCCUCGGAAGAUAAUAAACCAGAUAUGUUCACCAGUGUUGGUGAACAAGCACAAGGAAUUGACAAUCAAGUUAGAGACACUGGUGCCCAUGACGUCGAAGGACAUCCAGUACAAGAAGUUGAAUCAUUAUGUAUGAAUUGUCAUAAGAAUGGUACUACUCGUUUAUUAUUAACUAAGAUCCCAUAUUUCAGAGAAAUCAUUCUUAUGUCAUUUGAAUGUCCUCAUUGUGGUUUCAAGGAUAGUGAAAUCCAACCAGCUGCUCAAAUUGCUGAAAAGGGAGCUAGAUAUGUUUUUAAAGUUGAAAAUAAGAAGGAUUUUAAUCGUCAAGUAGUUAAAUCUGAAUCUGCCACGGUUAGAUUCGCAGAAUUAGAUAUUGAAAUCCCACCUAAAAAGGGACAAUUUAUUAAUAUAGAAGGUUUAUUACAAGAAAUGAUUGAAGAUUUACAAGGUGAUCAACCAGAAAGAAAACAAGUCCAACCAGAAUUAUAUGCAAAAAUAGAACAAGUCAUCGCCAGAAUAAAUUCUUAUCUUAAUGCUGAACCAAAUACUUUACCAUUAACCGUCAGUGUUGAUGAUCCAGCUGGGAAUUCUUGGAUUGAAUAUUUACCUGAAGAACAAGCAUCUCAACAUAAAUGGGCCAUGUAUGAAUAUAAUCGUACUGCUGAACAAAAUGUAUUCUUAGGAUUAAUUUCAGCUGAUGAUGUAGCCAUACAAAGACAACAAGAAUUACAAGAAAAGAAACAAGCUACCGAUUCAAAUAUUUCUUCAAUUUUAGAUAAAAAUCCUCAUUCAACUGGAUUUAUAUCUGAUGCUACCGAAAUUGAAAAUUUUGCCAAUGAAGUUCAAACUUUUGCAGCAACUUGUUCAUCAUGUUAUAAACCUUGUGAAACCCAUAUGAAAACAGUCAAUAUCCCCCAUUUCAAAGAUGUGAUCAUCAUGUCUACAGUAUGUGAUCAUUGUGGAUAUAAAUCAAAUGAAGUUAAAACCGGUGGUGCCAUUCCUGAAAAAGGUAGACGUACUACUUUAAAAGUAACUGAUCCAGAAGAUUUAGCAAGAGAUAUUUUGAAAUCGGAAACUUGUGGAUUAAAUAUUCCUGAAUUAAACUUGGAUUUAACUCCAGGUACUUUAGGUGGGAGAUUUACAACUAUUGAAGGGUUAUUAACUCAAGUUUUGGAAGAAUUAAAUGGUCGUGUUUUUAACCAAUCUUCUGAUUCAAUGGAUGAAGAAACAAAGACUAGAUGGACUACUUUCUUCGCCAGAUUACAAGAUGCUAUUGAAGGUAAGAUCCCAUUCACUAUUGUGAUGGAAGAUCCUUUAGCUUCUUCAUAUAUUCAAAAUGUUUAUGCUCCUGAUAAUGAUCCAAAUAUGAUUAUUGAAGAUUUUGAAAGAACUUUUGAACAAAAUGAAGCAUUGGGUUUGAAUGAUAUGAAGACUGAGUAG